Molecule: messenger RNA, 8076 nt
Organism: Python bivittatus (Burmese python)
Lineage: Eukaryota; Metazoa; Chordata; Lepidosauria; Squamata; Pythonidae
Source: RefSeq, a predicted model, not a curated record
ACAUGCCUUGAGCUGGAACGCUACCUUCAGACAGAACCCAGGAAGAGUUCAGAAAGCUUUGGUGAGGACCUGGACUGUUUUCUUCAUGCUUCCUCUGCUCAAGGCCCAGAAGACAGCAUUCAGCCAUUGGACCCUCUCUUACUACCUGUAGAUAUGAGUACCUGUGACAAAAAUGCCAACCUGGACGUUAUUCUCUCAAGGGAUAAACUAUUGUCUGAGACUUGUCUCAGCCUGCAACCUACCAGCUCCUCUACAGAGGGCUGUGCUGCUGUUAACCAGGCCCAACUCAACGCAGUGACCUCACUAACACCUCCUUCCUCUCCUGAACUCAGUCGCCAUCUUGGAAAAACCUCACAAACUGUCUCUGCAGUUGAUGGCACAGUUACACUGAAAUUAGUGACAAAGAAAUCUACCCUCAGCUCAGUAAAGGUUGGUGUAGUAGCACCAGCUAACACAACAAAGUGUGCGCUCAGUGACAGUGAGCAAGGAGGGGCAGGGGCUGACACAUCCCCAGAAAACAAGAAGAGGGUUCAUCGUUGUCAGUUUAAUGGGUGCCGUAAAGUAUAUACAAAGAGCUCACACUUAAAAGCGCACCAGAGGACUCACACAGGUGAGAAGCCUUACAAGUGUUCAUGGGAAGGGUGCGAAUGGCGUUUUGCACGAAGUGAUGAACUCACACGGCACUACAGGAAGCACACGGGAGCAAAGCCCUUUAAGUGCAGCCAUUGUGACAGGUGUUUUUCAAGGUCUGAUCACCUUGCCCUCCACAUGAAGAGGCACAUCUAAAUAACAGGGAACAUACAGUGUGACCCAGAUGCAGUUUAGACCAUAGCGUCAUGGGGAGAAAGGUGGAACCCAACUGCCUGUCUCUUGCUACCUUCCAGAAGAAGAGAGUUUGAUCACGUGUAAACUUCUAUACACACACCAUGCAGUAAAUGCUGUCAUGCACUCAGCUGUACAUUCAUCUGUUUCCAAUGCCUUGCCCGUCUGAAAGGCAGAAGACAUGUGAUUAGGAAAAGGGAUGCAGGGGAAGUCUUUAAGACACAAACAGUUGCUUACAGCACUUCAGAACUUGAGAUUUUUUGCUCCUGUUUAUUGCCAAUGAAAAUCAAAGCAGAUGGAAGAGGAUUCCUCGCAGGUGAACAGCAUAGAAGCAGCAUAUACGUAACUUGCUUCUUGGGAGGGGGGAACCUAUUCUGGACUUGCAUAUUUGUAGCACUAACUUUUCUUUUGAAAUAAUUUUGGAGGGAAAACUAAUGACCUAGAAAAACCAAAUUCCAGUUUGGUAGCCAAAACAUUACUGUCUUGGUUCCUUUCUGUCAUUUUUGUUUUAAGGCACCCUUACAUACAAUGAUACAUCAAGACUCCUCAAGAACUUCUUGAUCUGCUCUGUUUUGUUUUGUUUUUUCAUAGAACUGAGCUGUCAAGAUCUGUUUAAAUCAGUACCAAUGGCCUUAAUUGGCAGUACACUCUGCAGCGAUACCUAGGAUACACCUACCACUUUUCUUGCUUCAGCUGGUAUGGACUUUGUCAAGGAUAUCUAUAUCUGUAUAUAUAGAUCUAUCUAUCUAUAUAUAUUGUUUUGUUCUGAUCCUUAAAUUUUUAUAUUUGGUUAUUGCACAUCACGUGUACAAAGGAACUGUGAAAACUGCUGAUAUGAUUGCAUAAUGGUUGACAAGCAAAAUCCCUGAGCAAGAUCACAGUAUAUCUUUGGAGGCAUCACCAUAUUGCCAUAGUUCAGACUUCCUAUUUAAUUACCUAAUGAAAACUUGAAAGAAAGCUUGUUUGAAGCUUUGGACCUUUUCUCCAAGUUUCUAAGAACUCAUUUACACACACCUGGAUAUCUGUCUUGGAUUCUCUCACUCAGGCAUGACUUCAAGUUUUCCUUCUGCACCACGGGGAGCAUGCUUGUGGCAAUCCACAAAAAAUGGUUAGCAAUUCUGGUUGUUUGUUGUUGCUAGCCCUUUUACCUGGUGAAAUAUGUAAUAAUGUAUACGUGUGUCUGGCACCUGCAAAAGAAAUAUUUUGGGUUGAGCAGAUCCAUAGAAAUACUUACAACCAUGUAAGUCAUGAGUGGAAAAGUGAGAACCUCUUCCUUUUAAUAUUAGUCUUUCUCUUCUAAAGGAGAAAAUGCCUACCUAGAUUCUCCUUUCCCAUUUUAUUAAGAUGGUGUAAUUCCCACUUGUCCAACACAUUGCAGUUGAAUGAAAAGAUUGGCUUUUUGGUCAGCAUGGACUUCUUUCCAAACAACUAAUUUAAAAAAAGUAGAUGCAUGGGUCCACUUCAGCCAAUGGUUGUACUACUUAAUGAACAAUGGAGGUAUCAGGCUCAUGCUUGGAUCUUGUAGAUAGUUUGAUGGUUGUGGUCAAAUUAGAUUAUUUUUUUCUGUACUUUACUUACACAUACACACACACACACACACACACACACAUCCCUCCCGCUGUAUAUGCAUAAUGUUUAUUUUUAGCUAGUUGGAGCUGGCACUAUUCCAAAGACUGCCUUUUCAAACUAUCUCUCAUGCAGGUAAAGAGGUAGUAAUUCAGAAUGGCUGUGUAUAGUUAUUUGGGACCAUCCCUGCAAGAUGUGCUGAGAAAUGGAAUGGCCUGUAACUCUCCUGGUUGCUACACUUCCACUCACUAAACUAGCUCACUGCCCUACUUUGGACUGUUUUGACUUGUUGACUGUUCACUAAUUUCCUAAUUCAUGUUUAGGAUGCAGAAACAUUAAGGUAACUUUUUAUAUACAAAAUAUCUAUAAAUAUAUAAUGGAAGUACAGACACAGGGAUUCAUAAUACUUAGCCCUUGGGGUUUCCUUUCCAUCUGUGAUUUCAUUCAGCUACUGAGGUUCCAAACAGUUCCCUACUUGGGGUCAGAAUUCCUGUGUAUACUGUGACUAUCAGUAGCCAUUUAUGUUGCAGAUACAAGGUCUAGCCCUUAAUGAUGGGAUGAGAUACGGACCAAAAUCUAAAUAAUCUUUACAGAGGCAAUUAAUGUUAGCAUUUAAGAAUAAGGGCAAGAUCUAAGUUUUAUUCCAAAGAUUUGUGGUGAAGAAAUAUUGGAGCAUUGUUUGCUGACAAUCUUGUAGUUCUCUUUAACUGUGUUUGCAUCUUUUCUGUUCUACCAAGGUAUUCACUGGGCAUUUUGAGAACUUUGUAACUUGGUGUUGGAAUAUUGUGUGACAGUUUUAGAAUAUAAGAGAAGAGAGAAGACUGAACAUCUAGACAAUGUAUUAGCUGAAAAAUCUCUACUGUCCAAGAAUUUUUGCUUUCUUGUAAAGUCUUACAUAAUGUGCAUGCAUGUAUCUGUGUGUGUGUAUGUAUAUAGAUAUGUAUAUGUGUAUAUAUAUAUAUAUCUGUGUGUGUGUGCGUAUGUGUAUAUAUACUCACACACACACACAUAUAUGUAUCUGUCAUGACAUAGUCCUUAAGUAAUACCCAUAACCUACAAUAUUCAGUUCUAUUGUAUCUAGAAUUUGAGAACAUCUACAAGAGUUAGUGGCAAAUUUAAAAUACGUUUGCUUUCUUAAAUAAUUUGAAGCAGAUGGGAAUGGGAAACCAGAGCCAUCUAUCUCUUAUUGACAUUAGAAGUCUUGAAAAAUUCUCUAUUGAGUGUAACAGAACUUGAAAUAAUCUGGGGAGCAAAAAGCUUGUUGCUUUUCUCCUUGUUCAAAGUAGAUUUGAACUGAAGUAUAGUAACUUCGGAGUAAGCUAGCUACAUCAGAUGGCCUGUCCCUGAGUAAAUGUGGAAGGGAUCUGCUCUCAGCCUGUGAGAUGAUGAACCAGGAAGAGAAGCUAUUCAUAGCGAAGGCAUGAGGCUGCUGUGUUCCCACUGCAGACUAUAUGGCUAUUAACUGGCCAGCAGUACCAAAUAAACAAACAAACAAGUAAAUAAGUAAGUAGCCUAUAACUUGGUGCAGCAAAUCAAUCACAACUUAGCCAUUGGCCUCUGCCCCUAUUUUGCAAUGUUUGCCUGUAAGGCUGAUAGCACUUGGCAGGGGGAGCCUCUUACUUCCCAGUGAACCCCCUCAUCCACUGACAGUGAUAGGAUCUGUCUGCAAUCCUAAUUAUACUGACAGCCUCACAGAACCGGGGCAGGGGGGGUAGGGAGGAGGAGACAUGAUUCUGGACAAAGAGCCUUAGGAAAUGCAAACACAAAUGGUAAUUUGUUCUUGAGAUUUUCUUCUGACUGCUUAUCAAAAGAAAAUCACGUGCAAUGGUUGUGCCAUACCAAAAAUGAUUAAUGUUUUUAGUGGGUUCUGUAUUUCUAUUACGAAUCCAACAGAAAUUGAGAGAGAGAGUGUAAAUAUUUCAAGAACUUAAUUACGCCAUUUAUCACACCUUAUCUUGGCUUUUACCAUCCCUGUAAAAGGAUUUCUUAACAUAGCAGUGAUGGCUAGCUUCUACAACCCAGCCUUUACGAAUGCUCCCAAGGAGAGGAAAUGGCAAGGCAGGAGGCCGUACCUAAUUUCCUAGUCUCGUAUAAGGAAGCUUGGAUAGAAAAUGCAGGCAAAGGCCAGAUGUAAUAGGAGGCAGCCCUGCCUUUGAGCAGUAUUCUCGUGGCUUCAGCAGCAGCCGUGUGCUGCAUCCUGUUUUCACUGUGCCAGUUUACAAUAUACUCCGGAAAAUUUAGAAUCUGUUAAUUGCAUGGCAUACUCUAUAUGCUAAUUUGUACUACUCAUUUCUGAUAGACCCCAUGAUAAACAGGUUCAAAAGAAAGCUCUGUUUUCUUUUUAAACAACAUUUAGUGGAGGGGUGUGUGUGGUUAUGUGUGUAUGUGUAUGUGUGAGUUAAGGAUUUUGCCUUUCCUUGCUAAGAUAAGAUACCAUAGUGGCUCUCUUCAGAGAAAUGGCAAGAUUUGACCCCCAACACCUUUCAGCAACAAGGAUCUCUCUCUCAGUGGGGAUAGAGCAAUGCUUCAUUUUUCUUAAAAGCCCUCGAACAAUAGGGGAAAUGUAUCAAGAAUGUAUUAACCUGCUGUAAUUUCAAAAGCAUACUAAAAUACUCUUGGAUUUUGAAAAUUAAAGUUGGCCUACUCAUAUUUUUAAAUUAACCUAUGUUUAUAUUUUUAUUUGUUGAUUGGGCAUAAGGCCAAAUUGCAGGCAUACACUCCCUUGUUCUGUGUAUCUGUACAUGUGCUAAAGUAUCUGGACUAAAAUAACCCCAUGUAGAUGAACUGAAAUCCAACUCUGUUUGGUGUAGUAAUCAACAGUCCCUAUUUCUGUCUCAUUUGGUGAGGGCCCUUACUACUGACAGUUUUAAAAGAAUGUUGGCUUAUUGGGAACAAUUUUGCCUCUGGGUAUCUUUAUUGUAUACCAUGAGAGAAUAGAGUGAAAACUGGGGAAGAAAAGUAUUUACAAGAGUACCCUGAGUUUUAUGUCACAUGGAGGGAAGUGACAUUAAAUAGAUCUGUCUCCUGGGACUGUAGUGUACAAAAAUCAGCUAUCAAUAUAGCAUACAAUUUCUUGGACACUUUUUUUUUUAAUUCCUACAUGACAGACUGUUACCUGCAUAAAUAAAUCUGCAUGGUUGUUAGGUCCAUGUGGAAAGACAUUCCUGAAAGUAAAAUUUUUACACAUCUGUCCCUUAAUGUUUUCAUUUAUUGUGUUACUAUUUCUUUUGGCUAAGUUAAAUAAAUGGUUCCCUGGAAGGCCAUACGGUCAGACCAGAAUAUAUAUUCAUUCAUUCAUAUUCCAGUAUAUUGUUAUCUGUAUUUUGUGCAUUUCUGAGCUCUGUGUUUGCUAAUCCCCGAACACCAAAAAUUGUAAGACUGGUUUUAAACACUAAUUUGUUAUUGAUCCUUCACUACAUGAUAGGCAUUGUAUUAUUUUUAAUUUUUUUUAGUUCCACAGAUAUAAGGAAAUUUGUGUGAAGUUGCUCUGUUCUAAGAAAAAGUAAACAGCACAUGAACACUGUAAGUAAAUACAUAGUAAAGACCUUUUCAACAAAUUGAGAAUACUAUAAUCAUACCAUAUUGAAAACAGUGUUUUGUUCCAAAAUUAGCACUGUGUAAAGAGAAUAUUUGAGUUUUUUUGAAACACUAUAGAAUACCACAAAUCUUGUUUGAGCAGAGAUCCUUGAAAAACUGUACAAGGUAGUAGCAGAAUUGUUUUCAUCCCAACUCCUUCCUUGUGGGAUAUGCCCUGUGUUGCCCUCUCUGCCCCUUUUCUCUUAGAGUUAUGCUUCCAAUGGGAAUGUGUUGGGGCUCUACUCACAUACGGUUUGUUCAGGAUUCAUCUGCACUUGGAGGAGUUCUGCAUCAGAGUUGGGUUUAUGCCCUUUAUCUGGCUGCCAGUUCCAUGGAUGCCACAUACUUUGAGGGCAAUAGGACAAGGCUAGAAGCCUGGCUGCACAAAUGCUUAUAUGGAAAGGUUAUAACAAAUAAAUAACAUUUCUGUGCAUAGAAUGGACAAGUUAAUAUUUCAUCCUUGGUGGGGAGAAAUACUGUCCCCAGUCCAGAGUCAUGCACAUGCCAGGGUCUGCCUCUUCCUCACAAGGUGCCUAAGGAUGGCCCUUACCAGAUUCAUAAGCUCUUCUGCUGACUGUUGUACACAAACCGGAUAAAGUGAACAAUAAAUGUUUAGAUGUCUUGCUCAGCUGGUCAAGCAGUUGCCCUUUUUUCCACACACUCAUGAGAUAUGUGGGGAAAACUGCAAAUCAAUCAGAAGUCAGAGUCUGAAUUGGGAAGGAAAAGGUGGAAUCUCACCCCAAUCUGAGCUUAGCCAAAGCCCUCCCAAAUUUGGGUGGGCUUUAUUGCCAGUCUGCACAAUCAGGUCAUUUGCUGCUUCUAAAGCAAGCUUAUUCUUGUGAAGGAUGUAUUUUUGACAGGGAGGAACCAUGCAGAGACUUGAUGCAUUGAACUGGGAGGCACUGAACCUGGGAUUCCAGCAAAAUAUACAGUUUGAGAACAUGUUUAAGAGGUCAGGCGUCUCUCAGGUAAGACAUCCUGUUGUCUGCAGUAACCCUUCCCAGAAGUAGCUCUCAGUGCCAGCUCCCUCCUAAAUUUUAUUGGGGAAGGGAUGCAAUUAGCAAGUGGGAUUGUAUUAAACUUACAUCCCUCCUUCUCUACUGUUCUGCAAAACAAAACAGAAAACUAAUUGGUGGUCUAAGAAAGUUCAGGACAAAAUCCCAAGUGAAUAACAAAGUAGAUGAGCAGGUCUUUGCCCCUGAUUAGUUACAAUGCUUGUAAAAUUGUCUCAUGAUCAGGAUUAACUUCUGUUGCAUCAGUCCAAAGAUCUCAAAGCCCCCGCCUCCAGCCAGUUUUCCUGCCAUAGUUUAUACUAUAAGGAGGCAUUGGGUUUCGUGUAUUGGUGGUUCUUCCUCCCUUCACACAUAAUGUGCUCAACCUGCUGUAGCACACAUUCAUCAUGAAUUCAGCAUACGGUUAGAAAGAUCCCCCUUUUUUUCUCCAAGCAGCUGAUUCUACAGUGAUUCUGGUCUUGACUUAAAGACUGAUGACAUAUAUGAACAGCAUUAAUUACCUCCAGAACUGGAACCCUUGCAGAGAGGUUCCAGGAGCAUGGUAGGAGAAACUGCUCUCUCGAAACACUCCCCUUCUUUUAAUUUUUCUAAAGUUGUAUCAAGGAAAAAGCAUGUCAGAAUUUAGACAAUGGGUACACUGAAUAUUGCAUAUGGAAGUAAAGGAUUGGUGUAUUUGUUACAAAUUCACCAGAUCCUUUUUUUCAUUUGUGUGUGUGUGUGUGCGUGCGUGUGUAUGUAUUCACACACACACACACACAUACACAUACAUACAAACUCAGUCUUUUAAAAUAAUACCUGUGUAACCACCAACAACUCUUGAAGGACUUUCUUUUUGCACUACAGCUUUUCUUUCACCAGAUGUGUCUGCCAAGUGCAUUUGGAGGAACCUUCAGCCUCGUUCUCUCAGGUAUUUCUAGUACGGUGUUUCUCAGCCUUGGCAACUUUAAGAUGAGUGGACUUCCACUCCCAAAUUCCCCCUUGCUGGCUGGGAAAUUGUGGGAGUUGAAGUCCACACAUCUUAAAGUUGCCAAGGUUGAGAAACACUGCUCUAGUAUAUCACAGAAGUACCCAAAAUGGUAGCCCUCCGUUCUCCCUUUUU